Molecule: messenger RNA, 1986 nt
Organism: Aspergillus sclerotioniger CBS 115572
Lineage: Eukaryota; Fungi; Ascomycota; Eurotiomycetes; Eurotiales; Aspergillaceae
Exons: 1
Coding region: 1-1986 (661 amino acids)
Biological process (GO): regulation of transcription by RNA polymerase II; DNA-templated transcription
Cellular component (GO): chromatin
Molecular function (GO): DNA-binding transcription factor activity, RNA polymerase II-specific; zinc ion binding; RNA polymerase II cis-regulatory region sequence-specific DNA binding
Source: RefSeq, a predicted model, not a curated record
AUGUCGUCUUAUCAGCCAUUCCAGUGCCUGGUCUGUCUCCGUCGCUUCACCCGACAUGAGAACCUCAAACGACAUUCAGCGCUGCAUUCUCGUUCUCGAAAUGAUGUGUCUCUGCCAUGUGAUUUGUGCCAGGCAACCUUCUCACGACCGGAUCUACGCCAUCGUCAUAUGAAGAGAAAGCAUGCAGAGCAUGAGCACCGACGGGCGAUCAAGAGGCCCAGACGGGACGAGUCUUUUGUACGGGCUAUCGAUAGCCACAGUAUACAACCCGAGGAUCUCGCGGUUGACAGCGAGACGGAAACGCCGAUGCAGCAUCAGCGCAGCCAUCGACACCAUGCACAAAGUGCCGAUCUGCCUAGAACCACCACGAGAGACAAAGGCGACCAGACUCAGCUUGACACAGAUACUCUGACGCAAUUGACGUCCAUUGUACCAGAUGCCACGGGGAUGGAACAGACUUUGCGGUCGAUUCUCAAGCCAACGGACCAAUUGGGUCCCCAAUCGCCUGCAAUGACCAUCUCGCAGUCUCCCUCGCUGGACAUUGACCUCAGCGGCUUCGACUUUGGUCCAGAUAUCUCUCCGAGCCCAAGUAAAGACGACCUCACCCAACCUCAGACCGAUCGGUUCCCAACUGCAGUGCAAAUCACACGCGGCUGCGACCUGUUCUUCACCAAUGUCGCACACUUUAUCCCCUUCCUGCAUCAGUCAACCUUUGACUCCACCACUCUGCCCUCGCACCUACUUCUUGCCAUGCUCUCCCUCGCCUACCAAUAUGGUGAUGAUCCGGAAUGUGAUGCUCUUAAAGGCACCGGGGCGAGCCUGUCUACUCGGUGCUUUCUCCAAGCCCGUACUGUUCUUCCUUCUACCAAUGCCAUAUCUACCAACCCUACCGAUCAGCUGGCCCUGAUCCAGACCCUCCUGCUCCUACAAAUCUGCGCCAUGCUGUACCUCUGCGGCGACUACUCCGCCCAAGGACUCCAGAUGCAUAGCAAUAUGAUUUCCCUGGCGCGCUCUUCCGGGCUCAUGCAGCCAAUUCCCACAGAAUCUGCUCAGACAUCCUGUCUCGCCUCCCUGUGGGAGGAAUUCAUCAAAGCCGAAUCCCACAAACGAACCCUCUUUGCUGUCCACCAAAUCGACGCCCUGUGGUACCAACUCCUCUCCAUCCCGCGCGCCAUCUCCCACCUCGAAGUUAAACACGAUCUCCCCUGUCCCGAAUCUCUCUGGUUGGCUUCUUCUGCCGCCGACUGGGCCCAUCGCCGACUGCUGGCUCCUCAUCCUGCCACCAACAUGCAAUAUGCCGACGCCGUGCGCCACUUCCUCUCUAGUGCCCUCACCGACCCACCUACCAGCAUAGUUCCCGCCUUUGACCCCUACGGUGCGAUCAACAUCGCGCACUUUCUCAUCUCCAGCGCGCGUGAGAUCUCCGGCUGGUCGACCAUGACGGGGAUGUUGAGCAUGGAGCGGUUCAGCGCACUCCGCUCGUCCCUCGUCGCUCUUGGCAUGUUCCUCCAUCCACAAGAUACACCCAGAACCACAGCUAUCACAGCAACCGCUCCCGCCACGUGGGAAACGGCCAUGCUCGAACUGCAAAUCUGGUCCCCAUCUCACACGGGAGGAAUUAUCAAAUCCAGCAUCGACACCAUGCUCCAACAAGCCACCGAUCUUGCCCCUUCAGCGGGGGAUAUCCUGUGUGAGGCGGAGACAGCUAAGUCCUUCCAGUCGCAUGUGGAUUGGUUCCUGGUGUAUCUGGAUACGACGGUGGAUGUGGCGGGGGAGGCACCGUGGGUGGCGCUGUACGCGUACAAGGCGUUUCUGGUGGCAUGGCAGCUGGUUCGGGGCGGAGUGCCGGGGGCGAUGCAGGCAGUGGGAGUGAGAGAUGGAGAUGCAGCUGGGGCAGUGAAAUGGGCGAGGAGGGUAUUCAGUCGAAGGGAAAAAUGGGGAGUGGGCAGGGUGAUUGGGGGUUGUUUGGACAGACUACAUUGUUGA